Molecule: messenger RNA, 1757 nt
Organism: Paramacrobiotus metropolitanus
Lineage: Eukaryota; Metazoa; Tardigrada; Eutardigrada; Parachela; Macrobiotidae
Product: nuclear speckle splicing regulatory protein 1-like
Exons: 2
Coding region: 274-1329 (351 amino acids)
Biological process (GO): regulation of alternative mRNA splicing, via spliceosome
Source: RefSeq, a predicted model, not a curated record
UUAGUUAUGUAGGUAAAUGCUUCCUGCAUAACUAAGUUAUGCAGGAAGCUGUGAAAAUAAAUUUAAAUUUUUUACUCGUACUCGUUUUUAGAAUUGUUAAAAGUUAAUUAGAGUCAGUAGUGUCACAAAAAGUAAUUGUGUUUUUCGUGAUUCAGCAGCGAGCGGAGCGCAGCUCUUCAGUUAGUCGAUCGAGCUAGCUCUUGGGUGGUAUCUCAGUUGGCUCAGUCGUGGUCUGGAACGCUGUGUUGAACGUUUUGUGUGCUCCUCGACGUGAUGGACUCCUCCAGUGGAGCAGGAAAACAGUACGGUCUGAUCAUUCCCAAGAAAUCUACCGCUGUCUCGCGCUUAAAACCCUCAGCGGCCUUCCUCGACACCGAACUGGACGACGAAGGACCAUCCCAACCGAAGAACAUUGGCGAGGCCCUGAAUCGCGAGAAGCCCGGUCUGCGGAUGAAGCUAGCCACCCAGUCCAUGCUGCACGACGCCCUCACAGAAGACCAAGACGUUUUUGAGUACGACAAGGUGUACGAGCAGAUGCAGCGGGACAAAGCGGAACGCGACGGCACCGCGAAGGAGAAGGAGAAAGAUCGCAAACCCAAAUACGUCCACGCACUUCUGCAGGCCAGCAAGGAACGCGAGAAGGAGUACGAGCGCCGUGUGGAACGCAAAAUCCAGAAGGAGCGCGAAGCUGAGGGCGAUGCCUUCGGCGACAAAGAGCAGUUCGUCACAUCGGCUUAUAAGAAGAAACUGCAGGAGCAGCGCGAAGCGGAAGCGCGGGAGAAGGCGCUGGAGCGCAUUGAAGACAAAUUGGAUGUGACGAAACAGGAAGGGUUGGGCCUGUUCUAUAAGCAUCUGCUAAAGCAGCAGACGGGGGAGGAGAAGGUGCGGAAUGCGGGGGAGUCGUAUGCGGAGAAGGAGGCCGUCGCGGGCGGCUCUAAAGCGGAGAAACGUCUUGCGGAGGAGACACUUCUUGAGGUGGCCAAACGGAGCAGACAGGGCCAGUCGCGCGGAUCGGAGGACACGGAGGAGGAGGUUGGUGUAUCCAGUCGGCGAGACAGAAGUGUAUCACCUGCUGGAGAAGUUAAUGCGGAAACGGGAAUUAAGGAUCAGGCGUCAUCUCAUGGGAUAACAGCGAUUAAAGCCGAUUCCCAGUCCCCCUUGGCGUCGUUGACAACGAGCGUUGAGCGAGAGCGCAAGGCCGCCGCUGUCAUCGAGGACAAGAAGGCCCUUCUCUUCAGUAAACGAUCCACAGAUGAUUCCACUCUCAGUGCACGGGAGCGCUAUCUGGCUCGCCAAGCGGCUAAACAGGCGCCAUCAUCUGAUGCAUAGAGUGGUGUUUAUGCGACGCGAGUAUGCGGAAGACGAACGGAGAACAGUGUGGCCUGUGAUAUUCGACCCCUUUCUGUUUGUUUGGAUGGAUCUUGUUUUUGAAAAUUGUAAUAAUUGCAUUGAUUUGAUGGCGUUAGUUUUGACCGUAGUACAUUUUGUAACCUCCUUAGAAGUCAAUUUUGUGUAUUGAUUCUAUUGUGUAGCAAAGUUCUGAGCAAUUUUUAUUUGAAUAUUAAUGGCUUUGUUGACAUUUGGAAUUUCAUUCGGCGCCUGCCAUGCCGUGCACAAUGCAUACACGUAAUUCGACUGCGAUAUUCAGCGAUGCAGAAUGGGAUGCUCGCUAUAACGAGCGAUUGCGAAUCGGAUCGGCUGUGUUUCUGAUUAUCGUGGGCUGUAUGAGUGUUGUCGGGAACGCUGUCACCUUUGCG